AUGGCGGAGAUGUUGUUUCUCGCGUGCCACCUUCUCCUCUCCCUCGCCCUCAUCAUCUCCUCCCUCUCCCACCUAUACUUCUCCUUCGUUACCCACCUAUCCCUCGCGCACACUAACAACCACCGCUUUCGCAUCCUCCAGCAUCCACUCUUUCGCCUACUCCCCGUCCUCGCUGCCCUCCCAUUUCCCUUCCUUCCCAUCGCCCCCACCUCUCGCCUACUCUCAUUCACCCUCCUCCCUCCCCUCCUCCUUCUACUCCCCCUCCCCUUCCUCCCGGCCAACCACCUCCCACUCCUACACCCUUUAUUCUUGUCCCUCCCUCUAUUCCUCCAAGCCCAUGCUGUGGGUCUUCUCGCCGAUGCAUUCCCUGCAUCCGAUCUCCAGGUUUACACUCUCUCCAUCGCCACCCUCCUCCUCAUCGCGGCCGCCACUACUUCCCUAGUCUCCACAUUGUCGCAGUCGAGAACCACACCACUUGUUGGGGAGACGUUGUUUACCUUUGUCGGUAUCGUUGGUGGCCUCUGGGCUCUCCAAAGCGGCCUCAAACUUUAUGUUGACUCCUGCAUCCCCGCGGGUUGCCACCAGCUAAUGGACACAACCCUCGCACCAGCCACACGUUGUGAUGUUGAUGAAGCUAGGCUAUAGGCCAUUGCAGUCAUGGAUGUCAUGCUGUCAGUGCAUUGCUUGAUUGCGGCAACUUUUGUGUCUGGGUUGCAUCUCGGGGUGGCAAAGAGGUAUGGGGUUGAUGGUGGGGGUGUUAAUGUUGGUAUGGGGACAGGUCGAAGGCAUAAUGGCAUUGGGGGUUCAUAUGAUGCCCUGCCGAUGGUGCCUUUGUCAUCGGGGGCCAUUGAGGAGACGGAGCAUUUGCCUGUGAAGGGCGUCGUUGGCAAGGUUGUGGCACGGGAAUAA
Triticum urartu is the source of this 909-nucleotide messenger RNA. Its product is annotated as plant viral-response family protein (DUF716). The record is from RefSeq and is a predicted model, not a curated record. NCBI's taxonomy places the organism in Eukaryota, Viridiplantae, Streptophyta, Magnoliopsida, Poales, Poaceae.